Messenger RNA from Calidris pugnax (ruff), 953 nucleotides. RefSeq names its product intercellular adhesion molecule 5-like. The record is from RefSeq and is a predicted model, not a curated record. The transcript has 2 exons. Bases 546 to 947 code for a protein of 133 amino acids. NCBI's taxonomy places the organism in Eukaryota, Metazoa, Chordata, Aves, Charadriiformes, Scolopacidae.
GCCACCACCGUGGUGUCACCGGCACCUUCUGGCCCUGGUGGCCUCGUUGGGCUCCUUGGGGGCCGUGGCCACCACCGUGGUGUCACCGGCACCUUCUGGCCCUGGUGGCCUCGUUGGGCUCCUUGGGGGCCGUGGCCACCACCGUGGUGUCACCGGCACCUUCUGGCCCUGGUGGCCUCGUUGGGCUCCUUGGGGGCCGUGGCCACCACCGUGGUGUCACCGGCACCUUCUGGCCCUGGUGGCCUCGUUGGGCUCCUUGGGGGCCGUGGCCACCACCGUGGUGUCACCGGCACCUUCUGGCCCUGGUGGCCUCGUUGGGCUCCUUGGGGGCCGUGGCCACCACCGUGGUGUCACCGGCACCUUCUGGCCCUGGUGGCCUCGUUGGGCUCCUUGGGGGCCGUGGCCACCACCGUGGUGUCACCGGCACCUUCUGGCCCUGGUGGCCUCGUUGGGCUCCUUGGGGGCCGUGGCCACCACCGUGGUGUCACCGGCACCUUCUGGCCCUGGUGGCCUCGUUGGGCUCCUUGGGGGCCGUGGCCACCACCAUGGUGUCACCGGCACCUUCUGGCCCAACAGAGAGUUGGUUGGCCCUGGUGGCCUCGUGGGGCUCCUUGGGGGCCGUGGCGUCACCGGCACCUUCUGGCCCAACAGAGAGUCGACUGGCCCCGGUGGCCUCGUUGGGCUCCUUGGGGGCCAUGGCCCCCACUGUGGGGUCACCGGCACCUUCUGGCCCAACAGAGAGUCGGUUGGCCCUGGUGGCCUCGUUGGGCUCCUUGGGGGCCGUGACAGCGGUGGGUUUGGUGGCCGCCGGGGGUUACUACCUGAAGACCACGGCGUGUAAGAAGGGGGAGUACAACGUGCGCGACGCCGAAGGGUCUUCCGAAGCCACCUGUCUCCACCGGCACCGCCACCCCGACGUCUUCGGCAUCCAGCUCACCCAGCCCUGAACUGGG